GCCGAUACAACAGUUCGACGUCGGUCGCAAAUUUCGUAGAUUCGCAGUUGGCCGAGCGGCACGGAGUGCGUGUGCAUCGCGGCGGCGACGGACGGCGGUGGUGGGGGUGCGGGGGCGACGGUCCGCGAGUGCGCCCGAUUGCGCUGACAUCACGCUUAGACAGUUGGCCGGCGACCUCGUGCUCCGAUGGAACACCUUCCGGGCUCCGAAACACUAAAAACCACUACUCAACAAACAAACGCAAAACGCACCCCAAAAACGCAACACCGACACCGAUUGAUCUGAUAGGCCGCAUCAGCAGCGAUUCAAUUUUCAUUCUGUUCUCACGUGGUCAGUUCGUUCCGAAACGUACCCAGGUACGUAUCCAUCGGAUUCCGCAUUUCGGUGCCCACAACAGUCUCAGUACUUACUUUACUUACGACAGACAGACAGACACAUAUUGUAGCAAGCAAUUCGCACGAGCGGGCCGUCUCUUUCUCAUUUCUCAUCUCGCGGGAAAUAUCUACUUACAGCCAAGUUGGCCGACGAGUGUUCGCGAAUUUUUCCGCGAGUGUGAUAUUUAUUUAUUUUAUCGGUUCUCGAAAAAAAAAAAAGAAUAAGUGCGUUUUUAUAUAUUUAUUGUACGUAUAAAUGUGGAAUGACGACGACAUGGCUGUGAUACUUCGCGAACAAGUGUCGUCCUAAGUGGUCUCUCUUCAUCUUGAUUAGUUGCUGGUGCAGUUCAACUCCUGGCUCCUGCUGACGCUGCGAAACAUUGUUGUCCGUCGCCGCCAACGUGCGUUCAAUUCGCAUUACAUAAUCAAUGUCAGAAAGCAGUAAGGCCUGGCACAGACAUGGGAAGUGAGCACUACUGCUUGAGGUGGAACAAUCAUCAGAGCAAUCUGCUGGGAGUCUUCAGUCAACUAUUGCGAGACGAAAGUUUGGUCGACGUGACGUUAGCCUGUUCGGAGGGGCAUAGCAUCCGCGCCCAUAAGGUCGUCCUCUCGGCCUGCUCGUCCUAUUUUCAAACGCUGUUCCUCGACCAUCCCAGUCGGCAUCCCAUUGUCAUCCUCAAGGACGUGCACUUCUCCGAGCUACGCACCCUCAUCGAGUUCAUGUACAAAGGGGAAGUAAACGUCGAAUACUGCCAGCUCUCAGCCCUUCUCAAGACCGCGGAAAGCCUUAAGAUCAAAGGACUUGCGGAAAUGACGCAACUUGGAUCGUCCAGGGAUUUCAAACCUAACGACAUAGAAGCCGAACAAAAAGAACCAAAAGAAUUGGUUCUAAAGCGACCGCUUGAAGAUCAAGAUCAGUCUCACAGUCAAACACCUCCUCGAAUAUGCCGGACUCCUGACAGACCUCCUUCAGUCGAGAACAUCCGUACCACGUCUACCCCACGUGAAGAAUGUGGCCCAAGUGAUAUGUCCUUACAUAGCAAUAAUAAUCCAAUAACUAAUUGUCCUGCGUUAGGGGCGGGCCCCCCUAGCAGUCGACUUCCUUCACCUUCUAUCAACGACGAACCGCUCCCCGGACCAUCUGGAUUACCACCUGUACAAGUAGCUCCAUUGUCACUGAAGAAAGAAGCGGACUGGGGCGGAGGAGGGGGCGGAGGGGGUGGCGGAGGAGGCGGCCAAACAAACGAUUCAACAGCAGGCGAAGGUUCAUCCGAAUUCAACAGACCUCCACACGACUCAAAUCUACUUGAUCCAGACCGCAACUUUAGCUUCGAUCGUCCGUCGAGUGCACACAGCAGCAGGUCUUCAACCCCUUUUGUCCUGCCCUUUCCCACGUUAGCUUCAUCUCUUUUGGAAGUAGGUCUUGUACAUCCUGCCUUAAUUGGAGAUGAAAUGUUCAGAUGUUCGGUGUGCAUGGCUGCCUUUCCAUCAGUUUGGCUGUUGGAGCAACACACAGCUCUUCAACACAUGAGCACAUUGAGUACUGUAGACAAGCCCUUUGUUUGCGAGCAAUGCGGUCAAAGUUACCGAUACCGUUCAGCGUACGUGAAGCACAGGGAACAGAACCACAGGGCACGAUUACCAGCUGACAAGUUGUUUUCUUGUGACGUAUGUGGGAUGCAGUUCAGGUAUUUGAAAUCCUUCAAGAAACAUCGGCUCAAUCAUGCUUUGGAACGACUCCAUGGUAAUAGAGCGGACGUAUCAGGAGAAAGUAAAAGUGAUUCAGAAGCCACGAUACCGAGGGAAAGGAUGAUGGAGAACAGUAGCGAUCAAGUAUCGAGUUCGAACGAGACCAUAACAGUGGAUGAGAGUGACCAUGACGGAGUCGUAAAGAAAGAAACGUUAAGCGACGACGCUGGUGAAGGAACGGUUUCCGACGCAGAAAAAAUCGAAGCAGACCAAGACGAUACGGUAGACUCUAUAGGUUCGGGCAUGGGAGGUGGUUCUAGUGGAGGGGGUUCCAGUAUGAUUAAAAGCAACGCCGAAACGUCCUUGAUGAGUCUACUAAGAACCGAUGCCAUAGAUAGACAACGAGAACGAAGGUUUGCAUGUCCCUUUUGUGGGAAGUGUGUGAGGUCCAAGGAGAAUCUUAAGUUGCAUGUGAGGAAGCACACGGGAGAGCGACCGUUCGUGUGUCUGUUUUGCGGGAGGGCGUUCGGAGGUAAGAGCGAUCUGACACGACACCUGAGGAUUCACACUGGUGAAAGACCUUAUCAUUGUGACAUGUGCGGAAAAUGUUUUGCGAGAGCCGAUUACUUGUCUAAACAUCUUACAACGCAUAUUCAUGCUCCCCGUUAAGGUAUAGAAUGUCCAGGAGGGUGUCAUCGGUGUAUGUUACCAAGUCCAAGUAACUUAAUGAUGUACGGGGGUUUCCGAAUGGCAUGGAUUUUUCAUUAUGUGUCACCCUAAUCUCGUGACCCGCAAUAUUUGGAGGUCGAAAUUAAAACACAACUAGCAUUUAAAUAAUCAGUAUCAUGGAAAAGUUGAACGGAACGUAAACACUACAAACGAAAUCACUAUUAGAUAUCCUCUUUUGCAUUCUGAUUUAACUAAAAUUAAACUUUUCCAUUGUUUGAUCGACUGAAGCAAACAACUGAUGAGUAGUAUUAUUAAAAUUUGUGUGUGUUUACGUCUUGCAAUUGUUUUAAAUUUUCUAAAUGGAUUUAAUUGUCAGAUAUUGCUUCAAUUUUUUUCACACCAAAAACUAAAAGACGAGAAACGAUAAAGAUUCCUACUCGAAAAAUUACCAUUUCUUCGUACAAAGUAAAUUUAAAAAGCAUGGGUCAAAAAAUUUUAAUGUUCUCUUUAGAAUUGGUUGAUCUGGUCGUACCUUAUCGUUAUUUUGACACAUGCAAUUAGCAAUGAGGUGCAUUUGUCACAACACGUCCUUAGGAAUUCCCCCUUGUACAUUCAGUAAUAAUUACCUAUAUAAUAUACCUAUAUUAUUCAUAUGAUAACACUGUAUAGUUCUAAUAUGGAAUAAUACCGGGUAUUCUAGUUACCAUGCAACGAAAAUGAAAGAAUGCUAGUCACUUGGCGGUUAAUAAUACUACCUUCGUAUAAGAUUAAGCACAAAAUAAAUAAAUGACAUUUGAAAGAAAUUUUUUUGGCAAAAAGAGAAGACUACAAAAAUAAAAAAAAAAUUAGCGAAAACAAAGAACAAACAAAUUGUAUUUACAUCGAACCUGCGAGUUAUAUUGUGCCAAAUGAAUGUACCUCAUAUUUUAUGAUAUAUAUUCCACGUGUAAGUUGUUUGUAAAAUGUAAAGUAGGUGUUUGAUGUUGUCAAAAUGGUACCUAAAUGUUUAACAUCGGACCCUGCCCGUUGAUACAGAUUUUAUUUUUUAUAUAUGUACAUUCCAGGUAUUUUAAACAGUUGAUAUACAUUAUAUACUUAUACAAUAUACAUACAAACAUUAACUAUAAUAGAACUAGAAGCGUCGUCAGUUGGUUACAGAAUGUUAUAUACCUAACUUCAAACGACAAAUACUACUAUUACUAUUACCUACUACAAACUGAAUAACCGGUUUCGCCACACAGUUCGAGAUGUUAAACAUUUAUUUUUUAAGCAGCUACGUAUGCUGAGUAGUAUCUUAAAACUAUUUACAAUAAUCAGGUAGACACGUUAAACUUCAGUUUCGUUUAACUGAUUUGAUGAAUGUGCCUUUUCGUCUUGUUUGAUCAGGUUUGUCCUAAAUACAGUCCUUCCAUAUUUUCGUUUUUGUCCGUUAUUGAAUGGUGACCAACAGCAUUUUAUUUACAACAGGUUUUUCCCCUUUCUGCUACUGCCUCCCUCAAUAUCAUUAAAUUCGUACUGCAGUUCAAAUGAACUGAACGCUCAGAAAUGCGCGCUUUUAUAGAAUACAAAUGGUAGAGUGGGAGUAAAGAGGCGUGGUUGCUAAUUCACAUUCUUCACAUAAUUGGCUCAUACCCUUCCACAGGGACGCAGCAUUCUCUUCUUUUCUUUCAUGCUAUUGUAAUAUGAUAGAAGUAAAAGCAAGUAACGGAGAGGAAGAAAAAGACGUGGAUGUGAGGUCAUUCACGUCAAACCCCCUUUAUCGAGGGAAGAGUUAAAAAUCUGUUGGCCAUAUAAUUUUGUUGGCCACUGUAUACGUUAAUAGCGUAUAAGGAAAAAACGUGUUCCUAAAAGUAUAGUAGCCUGCAUAGUUGCAAUAUAAUAGUUUACUGUUACAUUAGACUCAAAAAGAGUGGUUAUUGUAUGUAUAAAUGGUUGUAAAAAUAAUUUCAACCACUGUAGGUAUUCCUUCUACAAAAUAUUUUUGCAAAUCGAUACUAUAUACUAUUUCAGAAAAAAUCAUGUUGGCACCUAUAACGUAACAUUCUACUAUCCUUUUUUUUUAAUAUGUUAGAAGUCUGUAUUCACUCUUAUUGGAUUUUUUGAUUAGUCGGCCCCAUAUUGUUAUUUUUUGUUUGUAUUGUGUGACUAGUCGUUAUAGUCUUUUUUGUUUUUAAAUUAUUAAAAUAAGUCCACAAUAUUUUGAAAUUUUUACACCUCUUGAUUGAAAAAACUGUUGAUACCUAAAUUCAGUUGUCGAAAAGUUUAUUAUAAUUUAUAGUGAUGAUAUUAAAAAAAAAUAUUCACUUUCACAGAAAGUGAAAUCGAAAUAUAUGCAAUGGUAUUUGCUUGUAAUCGUAUUUGCAAUUAAUAUUUUAUUUUAUUUGCUGGAAUGCACAAAAAUAACGAAAUGUAAAAAGAGAUAUUAGGAGGGACAGAGACUUAUUCAAUUACAGCUUUUACAAUUAAAAAAAAAACGUGUAUCCAAAAUUAAUGUUGUGGUCUUUAUUAUUCUUGGUGUUCUGAUGUCUGUACAGCUUUUAUAUAAUCGCUAUUUAGAUUAUAAAAAAUUAAGAACAACACGUGUAACCCAAACUUACCCUUUUCUGAUUAUAGCUGUCCGCUGCUACUGUGUAUUUCUUAGAUCUAAAUUGUAUUGAUAUUAAAAAUGUUUUUAUGGUACACUUCAACUCUUACCACGGUCAGAUGUAUGAUUAUUUUAACUUCUUAAAGUAUAACUUUUGACAGUUUACUUGUAUGUUGCGAUAUAUACAUUUUAUAUAUAUAGAAAAAUGCCUUUAAGACUUCUACAUGUCCGCAAGUCCACAUAACCUCAAAAUAUUCGUUAAUCAUUAUCGUAUGUAAUGUGUAUCAUUUAAAUUGUUCGCUCUCUUAUCCUUUAUACACAAUAAUAGUUUUAUGAAAACAAAAUACUUCUAAAGGAAAGUUAGUGCACCAUUAUUCUUUUUAAAAUAAGGUUUUAGGUUGCGUUCAAUUUAAUGCUCAUGCGCGAGCCUAUUACUGUAAUGCGAAAUUGAACACACCCUUUUUAGAUUGCCUUAAUAGUGAAUGAUAUAAUAUUGAAAUAUUAUGUUUGCUAGCCGUGUUAAGAGUAUGAUUUUAAUGUGACAACAUAUAGUUAACUAUUUGGACAAUUAUUUAUAGAAGUAGCAGAUAUACAAGGUGUUCAUACAUAAAUAUGAUUUACAUUUUACCACUCUUUAUUUAAUAUGGUCCACAAAAAUCAAGAGGUGAAAUAAAAAGAUAAAAGUUUGUUUCGCAUACCGUCCUGUCCUUAAAUAUAACAAAUAGGUAAUAAUAAUAAAUAAUAAUAAUCUUAAGGACUAAUUACAACAAACAAUGAUCACCUAGUAUAUAUAUUUAUAUAUACAUACAUAUAUAUACUUACUCAAAUUGCCUCAUUUAUACUCGUUAUGUGAUAACUGAUCUGCAAUAAUUGUAGGAUUAUGUAACUUUUGAAUAUUUUUACUUUUUCAAGAGCAAGAGCGCUGUUCCAUGUUUUAUAAAUAUAGGAAGUCUUGUGAUAAAGAGAUUUGUAUAAUAUUUUAUGUUUAUGCGGAGACCAAAUAUUUUGUAAAUAUUGUAAUUAUUUGUUUUUUAAUGGAAGAAUACACAUAAAGGAUUGUACUAACCGCGAUUUCUUCAGAAAACUACUCAUCAAAAACAUGCACCUUUUUCUAGGAUUUCUUUAGAUGAAAGUAAUUCCUGAUUUUUAAUUAUAAUAUUACAAUUAAUUAACUAGAAAACAGACCAGUCAUUAUAAUGUGGAAAAUGAGAUUGUGGUAAAAGAAAUUAAUAAACCAAAAAGAGAGACUCAUCCAAACUAACUACUGUUCGUAGUGGCCACGUGUUUCAUCCAUUUUGAAUGUGAGUACUGUCAACGCGAGAUAAAAUGGCGCAUUCGAAAUGGACAAAGCACGUGUCUGCUGUGAACAAUGUUGGUGACAAUGAUGAACUUUGUUUUUGGUUUAUCAGUAAUUGUCUAUUUGCAUUUUGUAAGACGAGGAAAUUAUUCUACAUGUCCAUUUAUUUGUAUCUACACAAUUGUAUUUAGUGAAAAAAAAAAUCUCCCAGAUUUAAUUUGGUAAUUUAAUGGUAUUACAACAGAAAUCAAAAAUGACGUAAGAAUGCACGUUGUUUGCUAACUUUCAAUUAAAUUAACAAAUGUAUUUUUAUUGCACUAUAAUUUUAACAUAAGUUUGUCGUUUCUCAAAACAAUACUAACAUUUUUGUUUUUAGUUGUUGGCAACAAUUCUUUAUGAGUAGUUUUUCCUUGUUAACAAUUGUUUGAUCAAUGUAAUGGUUUAAUUUCUACACACGCGCAACAAACCAGAACUGAAGGGCUUGAAGUUUGACAUUGCUCAGUACUUUUUAGUAAAAAAAAAAGCUGGUGCUGUAUUUGUGAAUGAUAUUGUGAUAAGGAAAUGCGAAUGUUAUAAUAAAACAAAAAUAGGUCCGUAUUAGGAUAAGGUCGAAUCCUACGUACUAUUAAAAAGGCGUUACAUUAAGUCUAGGUGGAAUUGUUAAUUAUUAUGUGUGAUGUUACUACCAACUACUAUUAUUAAACUAAAUGAAAUUUGUAUAUUACCAUUAUUUGUAAUUUUAUGUCAUCUACAUAAAUACAUUAUUUUGAUGUGAG
This is a messenger RNA of Agrilus planipennis (emerald ash borer), 7389 nucleotides long. Its product is annotated as B-cell lymphoma 6 protein. Gene Ontology annotation, cellular component: nucleus. The coding region runs from base 834 to 2732 and encodes 632 amino acids. Gene Ontology annotation, biological process: regulation of transcription by RNA polymerase II. NCBI's taxonomy places the organism in Eukaryota, Metazoa, Arthropoda, Insecta, Coleoptera, Buprestidae. The transcript is spliced from 6 exons. Gene Ontology annotation, molecular function: protein binding. The record is from RefSeq and is a predicted model, not a curated record.